Molecule: messenger RNA, 646 nt
Organism: Dinoponera quadriceps
Lineage: Eukaryota; Metazoa; Arthropoda; Insecta; Hymenoptera; Formicidae
Product: elongation of very long chain fatty acids protein AAEL008004-like
Exons: 3
Biological process (GO): fatty acid elongation, monounsaturated fatty acid; very long-chain fatty acid biosynthetic process; fatty acid elongation, polyunsaturated fatty acid
Cellular component (GO): endoplasmic reticulum membrane
Molecular function (GO): fatty acid elongase activity
Source: RefSeq, a predicted model, not a curated record
AAUUAUACUUAUUUCAUGUUUACACAGGCAUUAGAUCUAGCAUGGUGGAAAGAUUACAGUUUUCAAUGCGAACCUGUCGAUUUUUCAUAUACACCAAGAGCUUUACAGAUAGCCAGAGGAUGUUGGUAUUAUUUUCUACUUAAGAUUUUUGAUUGGCUGGACACGAUCUUCUUUGUACUUAGAAAGAAGCAAAGUCAUGUGAGUUUCCUUCACGUAUAUCACCACUCUGGCAUGGCAAUUAUUACUUGGAUAUGCGUUAAAUAUUUGCCGGGUGGUCACAGUACAUUUAUAGGAUUAAUCAACACAUUCGUUCACUCAAUAAUAUAUACAUAUUAUUUGCUAUCAUCUAUAAAAAUAAACAUGAUAUCGUGGAAAAAGCAUAUUACUCAGCUACAAAUGAUCCAGUUCUUCAUAGUAGCACUUCACUUCACCCAAUUAUUCUGGACGCAUUGCGGUUAUCCGAAAUGGACAGCGAUAUUCAUCAUACCGCAAGAUGUUUUCAUGCUCGUAUUAUUUGGAGACUUUUAUUAUAAUACAUAUCAGCGAGCAAAUUCGGCAGUAAAAUCGAAAAUGCAUCGAAAAUGAAAGCAAGCGUCGUCUCCGAGGAGUUCGUUUCAAGUGACAAAUAGAACAAAAUAGAAUAGAA